AUGAAGGUGAGAUCAUCUGUGAAGAAGAUGUGUGAGUUUUGUAAGACGGUGAAACGCCGUGGACGUGUCUAUGUUAUAUGUUCUUCCAAUCCUAAGCACAAGCAAAGGCAAGGAUACAGCUCCUUUGCUUAUGAAGGAAUAAGCCCCGCUCCGUUGUUUUCUGAGCCAGUUGGUACUCAGGAGGUAGCGAGGCUACCUGGUCAGGGCGUAUCAGCCGGUCUGGCAUCGCUUCUACACCAAAGACCUCAGCCAGCAGCGGUUUUCGGAUGGAGGGCGGGUCUAGCUUCCAUUCUCUUCAAACAAGGCAAUUAG
This is a messenger RNA of Arabis nemorensis, 312 nucleotides long. The record is from the annotation of a GenBank genome assembly. NCBI's taxonomy places the organism in Eukaryota, Viridiplantae, Streptophyta, Magnoliopsida, Brassicales, Brassicaceae.